Messenger RNA from Peronospora farinosa, 1461 nucleotides. Lineage: Eukaryota; Oomycota; Peronosporomycetes; Peronosporales; Peronosporaceae. The record is from the annotation of a GenBank genome assembly.
AUGGCAGCAACAUCAACAACAUCAACAACAUCAGCUGUUCAUGUCGACUCACAAAAGCGUUUGCGCACCAAUAAAGUAGGUGAAUACAUUGGCGCGUCCGAGACGCAAUGUUUCAAUGAAUAUAAGGGUUUCAGCCUUCCAAAUGACAAUUUUGCCAUUGAGCGCGUUCCUGUUGGUAGCGUGACACCAGAGGAAUUCUUUGCCAAGUAUGUGUGCACGCGGACGCCCGUGAUUCUGACCGGUUAUUUGCAAGAUGAGGAGUUCACUGCUCCGUCCAAGUGGUCCAAGUCAGACGACCGUUUGAUUGAGCUUGCAGGUGAUACAAAGCUGACGGUUGAACGUCGUGGAGAUAUCCACGAUAAGUUUGGCAAAGGAAUGGCAGUAGAGAUGUCGCUCCGUGAAUUACUCAAUCUAAUCGCUUCAGGUGAUGAAAUGCAUUACUUGACGACGCAGGAGGUGGCGUUCGAAGAGGAUGGCCGACCUGAUAUCAUGGCUCCGUUCAUGAAGCAGCUGCAGCAGGACUUCCCUUUACGCCCCAAACUGAUGGGCCACUUGGUCCCGCAGAAUAUUAAUAUGUGGAUGGGGAACACCAAGCUCGGAUCGUCAUCAGGACUGCAUCAUGACCAUCAUGACAAUCUGUACAUUUUGAUGCGUGGCAAGAAAUGCUUCCGUCUGUACUCACCGGGGGAUGCUGACAAGAUGUACGUGCGCGGACAGAUGGUACACGUGCAUCCGAACGGUUUGAUCAACUACGUAGGAAAAGAGACUACGUCUUACGGCGCUGACCCGGCCGCGGAGAGAGAGGCACUUGCUGCGAUGGAGAAAAAUGAGGCAGAACGUGAGUUGGUUGAGGCUGAAAAAGACGUGAAAGCUGGGAAACCGGGAGCUAAAGCUCGUCUUGAGGCAGUCGAGGAGCGACUGGAAAAGGCCAUGUUCGGGGUGCUGUGUGCAGACAAUAGAGAGGGUGAAGGUGAUGAGAAAUUCGAAGGUGAAGCUUUCCACUUUGAGGAGAAUGAGGCUGAGGGAGAUGGCGAAAGCGAGAUUAGCGAGCUGGACGAAAUCGCACUGGACCCCGAAGAGGAAAUGGAGAAGAAGACGACUGCAAAGCGGGAAAUCGACGAGACUGAAAUUGCAUACCCAGCGAAUUUCAGCCAGGUUGACGCAUCCCGGUUACGUGAUGGCAAGCACGCGCAACAAGAGUUGCAAUUAGAGUUUCCCAAGUUUGGUCUAGCAAAGGUAGCGAUCUGCGAUUUAGAGGUGGGGGAAAUGUUGUUCCUCCCUGCUUCGUGGUUCCACGAGGUUGAGUCAUACGGCUCAGCGCAAGGAAAUGGUCACUUAGCCUUAAAUUAUUGGUAUCAGCCGCCGGACCAGCUUUCGACGGAGCACUUCAGUAUGCCAUAUUCAUCGCCCUUUUGGCAGCGCGAUUGGGAACAACGCUUUGCCUCCAAGGGCAAAGAGUGA